Molecule: messenger RNA, 435 nt
Organism: Alternaria atra
Lineage: Eukaryota; Fungi; Ascomycota; Dothideomycetes; Pleosporales; Pleosporaceae
Exons: 2
Coding region: 1-435 (144 amino acids)
Molecular function (GO): carbon-sulfur lyase activity
Source: RefSeq, a predicted model, not a curated record
AUGUCAGACACUGCCGAACCCGACAUUGCGCUCCCCACCGCCCCAUCGGCCGACGCUCCAAAGAAAACCUACGACGCAUCAUGCCACUGCGGCGCUUUCAGAUACUCUGUGGCUGCUUCACCUCCACUUGAUGACCCAAAUGCGGUUGUAAUGGAGUGUAACUGUAGCAUCUGUGUAUGCAACGGCUAUCUGUUCAUUUACGUGCCUAACGAACUCGUUGUUUUCACCGAGGGCAGCAUUGAACAGUUCAAAUCUUACUCGUUCGGCUUUAAGAGGAUGAAUCAUUACUUCUGCGGCACUUGCGGCGUAUCCUGUAUGGUCCGCUCCAAAGGCCCUGAUUUCUUUCCUGGGAUGACUUGCGUCAAUGUGCGCAUGUUGCAAGGUGUGGAGCUUGAGGACUUGAAGCGCAAGCCUGGUGAUGGGAAGAACUAUUGA